UUUGUGAAAUUAUUGCUCGUUAUUAUCGAGUUUUCUAAUCAGGAGAAGGCGCUAGCGCUGGUAGAACAUUACGGACAGCUUGAAUCUUCGUACGGAAUCCUGGUAGACUGUUUUUUUUAGGUCAGACUGGUCCCAUCCAUGCAGAAUUUCACUCUGGGUGUUACGUAUUACAAACUCGACUUACUUGAAAACGAAAAAUGGCAUUGACGUUGUCGACUGACCUGUCCGUGAAUACUGGUCCAACAUACGUAGAUGAAAAACUUGAGGACAAACAAAAAGCGUUACGGGAGAGCAUCGAGAAGGGGGAGCCCAAAAUAUUUGGGGUCUCUCAGAUAGUAAUAGGACUGCUGAUCAUCUCCUAUGCUAUACCUCUGCUCUUUGGCGAGGCCACGGUGAUCCUUAACAUUGGCGUACCAUGGUGGAGUGGUAUUAUGUCUGUCAUUUCAGGAGCAGCCGCAAUAACAUUGGAGAAAAAGCCCACCUUGAAGACAGUCUCUGUUUGUUUGGCAAUUUCUGGAGCGGCCAUAGUCAUCUCAGUUAUUGCACUCAUCCUGUAUUAUGUUGACAUGGCCGUCAAUCUGGCGACUGAAUGCCACAAAGGACCAGAUGGCUUGUGUGACUAUCGGUAUUUUGCCACUCAUUUCAACACGGGAGUGAAGGCAACCAUCUCUGUGGUCAGUUUGGUUCAGACAGGUAUAUCCACAGCUUUUACAGUCAUGCUGUAUAACCAGAGGAGGUCCUUUACAGGUUAUGUGAUCGUGAACGAAAGACAUCCUGGUUGAUUCCCAUUGUGUAACAUUUUUGGAUUUAAAUCAGAUGUCCUGACAUCCACUUCAUAUAUGUGGUUUUGCUUGUAACCAGUAGUAAUGCUUGUAUGUGUAAGAAUGUAAAGCACUGAUGUACUGUUAAAUGUCAUGUGAAUAAAUAUAAUGUGAAUGGUUUGAUUUUAUAAAAUAUCAAAAUAAACCUCUAAAGACCGUUUUUAUUAAAGAUAUAUUUCAAGUUUA
Danio aesculapii is the source of this 1007-nucleotide messenger RNA. It is a transcript of the gene tmem176, whose product is annotated as transmembrane protein 176. NCBI's taxonomy places the organism in Eukaryota, Metazoa, Chordata, Actinopteri, Cypriniformes, Danionidae. The record is from RefSeq and is a predicted model, not a curated record. Gene Ontology annotation, cellular component: membrane. Bases 198 to 782 code for a protein of 194 amino acids. The transcript has 6 exons.